AUGGCUGACUCCCUCACCGAAGAGCAAGUUUCCGAGUUCAAGGAAGCCUUCUCCCUCUUUGACAAGGACGGCGAUGGACAAAUCACAACCAAGGAGCUCGGUACCGUCAUGCGCUCCCUGGGACAGAACCCCUCCGAGUCGGAGCUCCAGGACAUGAUCAACGAGGUUGACGCCGACAACAACGGAACGAUCGACUUCCCUGAGUUCCUCACCAUGAUGGCCCGCAAGAUGAAGGACACCGACUCCGAGGAGGAGAUUCGUGAAGCCUUCAAGGUCUUUGACCGCGACAACAACGGCUUCAUCUCCGCCGCCGAGCUUCGCCACGUCAUGACUUCGAUCGGCGAGAAGCUCACCGACGACGAGGUUGAUGAGAUGAUUCGCGAGGCUGACCAGGACGGUGAUGGACGUAUCGACUACAACGAGUUCGUCCAACUCAUGAUGCAGAAGUAA
Messenger RNA from Colletotrichum phormii, 450 nucleotides. Its product is annotated as calmodulin. The record is from RefSeq and is a predicted model, not a curated record. The transcript is spliced from 7 exons. Gene Ontology annotation, molecular function: calcium ion binding; enzyme regulator activity. Gene Ontology annotation, cellular component: central plaque of spindle pole body. Lineage: Eukaryota; Fungi; Ascomycota; Sordariomycetes; Glomerellales; Glomerellaceae. Bases 1 to 450 code for a protein of 149 amino acids. Gene Ontology annotation, biological process: spindle pole body organization.